AUGGAGUUCUUCAACUGCAAUUCCUUUCUGCAACUACUUUCACUCAUUCUUACACUUCACCUCUCAAUAUCUCCCACAACCCAACAACAACUCGCCGCCGGCGAUCUCAAUGCGCUUCAUCAGAUCAUGGACACACUCACUGACGUCAAGAAUGGCGGAUUCUUCUCAACUUGGAACUUCUCCUCACCGGAAAACCCUUGUUCUUCUUUCGCCGGCGUAACUUGCUCUGUAAUCAACGAUAAAUUACGAGUCACUGCUCUGUUACUCGGUACCGGACUUUCGGACUCACCUGGGCUCGCCGGAACAAUCUCCGCUAUUGGGAUCUACGACCUCACUGAGUUAACGCAGCUUAUUCUCUACCCUGGAAUCGUCACCGGAUUCAUCCCUUCGCAACUCGGCCGCCGCCUUAAAAACCUCCGUGUUAUUUCACUCACAAACAACCGACUCACCGGAACAAUCCCGGAGACAAUUUCGGAGCUUCAAAACCUCCACACUUUAGAUCUCAGCCACAACAAGCUCACCGGCGUAAUCCCACCGAUGCUCGCGUCGGCUUUACCGGAGCUCAAAGUGUUAGUCCUCGCAUACAACAAUCUCGCCGGAGAAAUCCCAGAAUUCUCCGACGAGUCGCAGCUCAUCCACCUGGAUUUUAGAAACAACAUGCUAUGGGGAACGCUGCCGGAGAAGAUGCCGGCGACGCUCCGUUACUUGUCUUUAUCCAGCAACGGUCUGUGGGGCCCAUUAAACUCAUUACCAUCAUCAAAUUUAGUGUAUCUCGAUUUAAGCAUGAACAAAUUCAGUGGGCCCAUACCUGACUCCUUUUUCAGUUCCUCACUUUCAUCAAUGUACCUCCAACGGAACAAUCUCUCCGGCGAACUCCCACCACCGUCGUCAUUCUUCGAAUCCUACGGUCCAGCUUCCAUCGUAGACCUCAGCCAUAAUUUCCUCUCCGGCAAUAUACCAAACUUUCUAGAAAGCGUCGAGACUUUGUUUCUAAACAACAACCAUUUCACCGGAAAAGUCCCGGAGGAAUACGUAAGGAAUGUGUUCGCCGGAGCAAUGAGAACACUUUACCUGCAACACAACUACAUAUCGUCGUUCCCGGUGGAGAAUCCAAGGGACAUGGUGUUGCCGGAUGGGGUGGCGUUGUGUUUGAGUUAUAAUUGUAUGGUCCCACCGACGGUGGGGCUGGCGGCGUGUCCGGCGAGUGCUGGUGGACCUUUUUCAAGACCGUUUAGACAAUGUUCGGUGUUCAAUAUUGGGAAUUCCAUAGGGUAG
Molecule: messenger RNA, 1275 nt
Organism: Lactuca virosa
Lineage: Eukaryota; Viridiplantae; Streptophyta; Magnoliopsida; Asterales; Asteraceae
Source: the annotation of a GenBank genome assembly